AUUUUAGCACUUAACAUUUAAGGAUGUGUAACUUGGCCAGUAAUAUAACGAGCAUGUUUAAAAAAAAGCAUUAUUUUUUCUCUUAUAAUUUGAAAAAACGAACACUAAGUCCACACAGCAAAGUGUAAAUGCAUCGUUAAUAUAGUCCAAACUAAGCCACAGCCUUCUUUUUAGCCAACGGAGUGAGUCAUCCACAAUAGACCAUCUUUGAGCUCGUCUUCUUCCGGCUCAGAAAUGUGACGUAAAGGGCGCAAAUAUACAAGGGAGGUCUUUGUAGUAAGUUGAGACGCUUGAGCCGCAGCGUUUUCCUCACGAGAGAAGAUGCACAACUGGCAGGAGAACGAAAUCAAAGAACUUCUGAACAUCCGGGGCACGGAGGCGAUCCGCAACCAGAUCACAGGCACCGUGAAGGACUCGGUGGUUUACAGCCGGAUCACCAAGCAGCUGGCGGAGAGGGGGGUGUUCAGGUCCCACAUGCAGGUGAUCAGCAAGCUGAAGGCGCUGAGGAAGCAGUACCUCAAGUACCACCAGCAGAAGAUCCGCUGCGGGAGCGACCGCGUCGACUGGCCGUUCUACGACCAGUGCCACCGGGUCUUCGGUUGCCCCCCCGUGGCGGUGAAGCGCCAGAGGAGUCCCACGCCCCCGCUGGAGUCCUCGCCUUCGCCCCCGCCGCCGCCGCCGACUCCUCCGCCGCCUCCGCCGCCGCCGUCCGCGCUCAGCGACGAGCAUCAUGAGGUCGUGGUCGGCCUCUGGGACGAGGUGGACAAGCACCUGGGUCCCGUGGAGCCGGAGGACGACGAUGACCAGUACAGUCCCCCAGAGCAGCUGCACACCAUCAACACCACAUACAAGGUGCCAACGAAGAAAAGGAAAACGACGGUCAUGGACCAAGUCUCCGCUUUAGUGUCGGCCACAGUCGCCCAGCUCAGAGAGAUGGACUCCGCCAUGCAGGCGCAGGAAGACGCCCGGCUUCAGAGGUUAAUGGACCACGAGAGGGAAAUGCAGAACAAUCUAAUGAAUCAGCUCGCAGUCAUGCAUGAACGGGUCAGUCAAGAAAACCAUGAGAGACACAUGGAACUCGUUGACAGGAUACUCUCUAGGUUCCCUUCAUCUUCAGCCCCAUCAGGCCGCUGACUGACUUCCUGUGUGAGUGACGAUGGUGAACGACAGGGUUUUCCUUUUUUUGAGGAGUAGGGAACAUGUUUGACUCUCCCCUCCACCAGCUGACUAGUGCCUGAGACCCCAUUACUUUUUUAAAAAAAUUUUUUUUACUGUAUUUAAAAAGAUCAUUUUGCAUUUAACCUCAACCCCAUUGGCCUGCAGCGGAUACAGAUUCAGGUUAAACCCAGACCAGGCUCCCACCACUGCUCUGAUUCACUGCUAGUGAUUUUAUCUGUAUUAUCUUAAAUUAUUAUUUCACUGUAAACUGACCGUGGUGUCAAACACACAAAUGUACAGAAACAAUAACCAAACACUAACCUGACAGGGACAGAGACUCUGCACCACUGUAGCAGCAUCAUAAACCAUUUGUUAAAUGCAUAUUGUAAUGCAAUAUUCCCCAAAAAUCGUAUAUAUAUAAUCAGCCAGUUGUGAAUUGAUGACUUUAUACUAAAUGUAUAAUUGUGUUGCAGUGUUUUGGCAACUGGUUUUGAUUUUGACGAACAUGUAUAUUUUGAAUCAUUAUAUUUGUAUUAGUUUAGAAAGCGUAACUUACACACAGCUUUGCAAUUUUCCUUGUUAACAGAAGUGCAACAGGUCAUGUAAAAUUAUGUGAGCAGGAGAUGGCGUGUGUGUUCUCACAGACGCACACAGACUGUUGUCCAUUCGUCCAUCACAACAUUUAGUCUUUACUAAAUAUAUUUCAUCAUAGAAACGAUUUAUUUUAAUUUUUUACAAAAUUUCCUGAACAUAAUAAGCUCAUGUUUUGUGGCGUAUAUAUCUCAACUGUUGGUUCGUGUGGAGCAAACUGGGCUGAAAGAAAAACGUCAUCUGCGGUGUGAGGCUGCUGAAUCUAAAUCUGGAGACUUCCAACACCUGCAGUGUGAACACAGCUUUCCGUUUGAAGGAAAGGAGACAAACGUGUCGCAAAACAAACCCCUAGAAUGUGACGUGUGGACGGACGUGCUGUGCCUCUCCCACCAGCUCAGCUGAGCAUGUUGGUGUGUGAACAGUGAACCCAACGCUAAAGCAAAAACAAAUCAUUGGCCGCUGUGGCCUUUUGUUGUAGGAAAUGCUUGAGUAAGCGUUUGCUUUCAUUUGGGAGCAUUCAUAUGCAGAGAGAGCUGCAUGAAUUCAGUAGAGAGGGCAGUCGCUGCACGUCACCCGAGGUAAUGCUGUUGAAAUUUGGCAUUUAGAGAAGACAUGGCUGUGGCGAACAUUGAUGUAAAGAUCAUGUUUCAGCCGUCACAGUGCUGCAGUGCCCCCUGGAGGGAGAGGAAGCCAGAGUAAGCUCCAAGUACAAGUCAAACGCUGGGUGGAGGAAAUGCUGCUCCUCAGUGGUGUGUCUGUAGAACAGGUCACAGACGCAUGGGGAUGCAAAGCAAAUACUCAGAAACUGAUAAAGGUUUAAAGUUCUAAGAUUUAUUAAACAAAAAUGCAGUGCAGUUACAUUGAGUAAAAAUGUAGUGCUAGACUUCACAAACUAAGAAUAUAAAGUAAUUUGCCUGUCGCUGUCUGAAGUGUCAUUCUUGGCUGACACGAAAUUCCCGGUUGCGUUUACUGUGUUCAGCAAUCCGGGAGAAAACGUGUCAUUGAGGAACAACACCUGUAGUCCAACCAAAACUCAGUCGUCAAACCAAAAUUCAGUCGUUGCACACAAAUGUACCAUUUUACAAACUAGCAACACAGCAAUAAAGUGCUUCAACGUUGUUACCUUCACUUUCUUUACUGAUUUUAAUGAAAACAAAAGUGAAAUCCUACAGUGGUGAGCUCCUGACAUUCACUCUAAUGAAUCAAGUAAACCACGCAUAAGCUAAUCAGGCCUUGGUUUGUCCGUGUGGUUCAGUCAGCUGGGUUGUGUAUUCAUAUUAUUAUACUUUUAUACUGUCCUAUAUUAUGACCUGUGUUUUAAUGUUUAAAUAUAUCAUUGUUUUUUUUUUUUCUUUAAAGGAACAAUAAAGUUUUCAGCUGAUAUAAUAUGAAAAA
Hippoglossus stenolepis (Pacific halibut) is the source of this 3144-nucleotide messenger RNA. RefSeq names its product F-actin-monooxygenase MICAL2. NCBI's taxonomy places the organism in Eukaryota, Metazoa, Chordata, Actinopteri, Pleuronectiformes, Pleuronectidae. The coding region runs from base 322 to 1134 and encodes 270 amino acids. The record is from RefSeq and is a predicted model, not a curated record. The transcript is spliced from 2 exons.